Messenger RNA from Pseudophryne corroboree (corroboree frog), 1561 nucleotides. RefSeq names its product FA core complex associated protein 24 (gene FAAP24). The record is from RefSeq and is a predicted model, not a curated record. NCBI's taxonomy places the organism in Eukaryota, Metazoa, Chordata, Amphibia, Anura, Myobatrachidae. Gene Ontology annotation, cellular component: Fanconi anaemia nuclear complex. Gene Ontology annotation, biological process: interstrand cross-link repair. The transcript has 5 exons. Gene Ontology annotation, molecular function: chromatin binding. Bases 138 to 818 code for a protein of 226 amino acids.
CUUUUCCAUAAUCCCCUGCGUCCAUGUCACCAACUAUUUAGACACCAUGCUUAUACUAUGGUAGUGGCAGCACAGCUGCAAUAGACGAUAAUAAUAAGGAUGUGUAUAUAUGAUCAAGUAUUAUCGGAGAUAUCUCAAUGGCGACGAAUGAGAGCACCCCGGUGAGGGCUGGAGCCUCCGCUGUUCCUUAUGGACAUGUCAUCGGGAGCGAGAAAUGGAGAGGAACUGAACUUGCGCAAUUAUUACAAGGAAAAAUAAAACUUAUGUUUGAAGACGGCUUGGGACUAGUAGACUUUCAUCUGUCUAACCGAGCCUGCGUACUCUAUAUAUCAGAGAGCGACAUGGUGUCAGGAAAUGCUUUCAAAAGACGACUGGUCCGCUUUCGUAAAGCUAGCAACUUGAAAGGCCUGGUUAUAGCAGAGAGGACCCGGCUGAGUGAUCAGUACUUUGCCCCGGUACAGAAUUUUAUCGUCCUAGAACUUGGCAUGGUGUUACUCCCGGUCACCAAUCAGAGUGAGGCAGCCCAACUUAUUGUUCAUUUAGUGCAGGAGCGAAGUCGGGAAGGGGGCAGUAACCCUUUCCUUGCCAAGAAGCACGGCCAUCUCUCUGAUGCCAGCGUUCUCCAGAGCGUCCAGACCAUCCCAGGCGUGGGGAGGGUGAAGGCUCAGCAACUCCUGCAGCGCUUCCCUAGCAUCCAGCAGCUCUCAGAUGCCUCCCUCAGAGAACUGGAAGCCGUAGUGGGACGAGGAAUUGCCAGCAACAUCCAUUCCUUCUUUACACAGACGUCGGGUCACAGCAGUGACUCUCACCCUCUAUGACCCCAUUAUCUGCAUUAAGGAUGUAGGCUGUCAUGGCCACUUCCAGCUUUAUAGGGGCUGUGAUAUGUUGUUUACCUACCAGCCCGACACACCAUAUCUUCAAAAGGGCAGAGAGUGCUCUGGAUUUUCUUUCAGUCAGAGAGAUGUUUUAAUAAAUGGAAUCCACUAUUCUGCACUAAUAAGUCAUCACUGAGCUACAGUAACGGAUACUAAUCUUCCCCCAGUGCUGUCUGACCUGAUGCCUCUGUAAUGCAGACCUGACUAAUACUGCCAGUGAUGUGACCUGGAAUACGGGGCGGAGUCUGUGCACAGAGGGCUAUAUCUCCAAAUGAUCUGUCACUGCGAGGUGCACACAGUAUAAUAACUGGGGGAAACGUUCCCGAUGCUUUUUAGUUAUUCGAGAUAUGUAGGGAAAUAGGGGAGGGGGAUAUGUUCUGCACCAGCUACUAAUUCUAAAUAAUUGCUAUUUGAAGAAAAAAGAGAGAGAACCCCGAUAAAUGUCCGUCAGUUUGAUUAGGUACUAAUUACUGGACGUUCCGGGGGGCUACCAGAGACAAGUUGAGUUAUACAAAGAAGAAAAAAAAGGAGGAAAGAAUGUCUCUUUGCUGGCGCACAGAUGAAAAUUAAAAAUUAACUUUAAAUAGAUUCGUUAAAAUUGUCUAACCACGAAAUAAAGAAAGUGCAAUAAACUUGUGUGAUAUAAUUAUCAUAUAUGGUGAAUGAAAAUAAAUUAUUAAAAUCAA